Messenger RNA from Adineta steineri, 420 nucleotides. The record is from the annotation of a GenBank genome assembly. NCBI's taxonomy places the organism in Eukaryota, Metazoa, Rotifera, Eurotatoria, Adinetida, Adinetidae.
AUGGAAGCGAUUUUUAUAUUUCUAACAUCGACUGUUAUUAUUCCUACAUGUUCAGCAAGAUAUUAUUAUUCAAGUGGAUGUUGUUAUGGUAGUUCGCUGCCAGUUGGUGGGACUAUAGGUCUUGUAGUGGGUCUUGUUGUUCUCGUUGUAAUUGCUACGAUAAUAUCGAUCUACUGCAAAGUGAAACAAACGAAAAGACGAAGAAUAAAUAACAUUCCUACAGCAAUGCAAAUGGCGGCUUUGGCUCAAGAAGAAAAUCGAUAUAAGCCACCAGGUAAUAAUCAAAUAAGAUCGAAUAAUCAACCACCACCGUAUAGUCAACCACAGCCUAAUGUUCAACCGCCACCUUACGCUGAACCACCACGAUAUUCUGCAGUUAAUAAUGAAGCACAAUCAGCAAGAAUAACUCCCGUUUCAUGA